AUCUUGGCUCCUCUUGCUUAUGUGCUCGAAAGGUUCAAGGAGCAUGUCUCAUUAGAAUUGUUGAGAAUAAGAUAUAUGACUACAAAUUGAAUGUUUUUAAACUCAUCUCAUGGUUGUAGGAAUCGAAGACCCAGCUUCUCAUUUGGUGUCAUGCUAAAAAUAUUCAUUCUUGCUAUGUUGGGUAUAACAAUUCAGCAAAAUGUAUACUACGUUGGACUCCAUCUCAUUUCUCCAACUGUUGCCAGUGCCUUGGGCAAUGUCAUUCCUGCUUUUACUUUCUUAUUGGCAAUUGUACUGAGGAUGGAAAAGCUCAACUUGAAGACUGUAAGAGGGAGGGCCAAGCUUGCAGGGGCCAUCUUCUGCAUCACUGGUUCCCUGAUCUUCACAUUUUGGAAAGGUCAUUUUGUUGGGGGCCUUUGUUACUUCACCUAUGAUCCAACUUCAUUUCGAAAGUCCUGAGAAAGGCGAUGCCUGGCUUAAAGGCUCUGCUCUUAUGCUAU
Molecule: messenger RNA, 500 nt
Organism: Zingiber officinale
Lineage: Eukaryota; Viridiplantae; Streptophyta; Magnoliopsida; Zingiberales; Zingiberaceae
Product: WAT1-related protein At2g40900-like
Exons: 2
Coding region: 91-459 (122 amino acids)
Cellular component (GO): plasma membrane
Molecular function (GO): transmembrane transporter activity
Source: RefSeq, a predicted model, not a curated record